CUGGCUCUUUGCGGUGUAUCAGGGGGCAUGUGGGGCGCCGCGAUGCGGAAUAUGGAGCAGGACAUCAUUCCCUUUUCCCGGAGCGAGGGGAUGGCGAUUACGCCGUACGGCCUGCUGAACCAGAGCCGGUUCCAAAUGGCGGAGGAAGUCAAGGCCCGGGAGCCAUCGGCGGGAGGAAGAUCGAGCUUCUGGAAGGGAAGCUCGAGGGGUUGGAGGUGGAGUUGACGGAGGUGGAGGUGGACAAGGUGUAGGCUGCGUAUGAGACAAAAGUCGUCGACAUUGACAUCGUGUUUCCGCCUGUGUGGGUGUGACAGUUGCUAAAAUGAGAAAGAAAAAUGAAUCAUCGUCGAUCUCCCAA
Messenger RNA from Colletotrichum godetiae, 358 nucleotides. RefSeq lists its product as uncharacterized. The transcript has a single exon. Bases 28 to 225 code for a protein of 65 amino acids. NCBI's taxonomy places the organism in Eukaryota, Fungi, Ascomycota, Sordariomycetes, Glomerellales, Glomerellaceae. The record is from RefSeq and is a predicted model, not a curated record.